Penicillium bovifimosum is the source of this 573-nucleotide messenger RNA. RefSeq names its product DUF967 domain protein. Gene Ontology annotation, biological process: post-translational protein targeting to endoplasmic reticulum membrane. NCBI's taxonomy places the organism in Eukaryota, Fungi, Ascomycota, Eurotiomycetes, Eurotiales, Aspergillaceae. The transcript has 2 exons. Gene Ontology annotation, cellular component: TRC complex. The coding region runs from base 1 to 573 and encodes 190 amino acids. The record is from RefSeq and is a predicted model, not a curated record.
AUGGCCCUUUCCGCCCCCAGCACCGACCCCCAAGCCCUAAUGACCCAAGAAACAAGCCCAGAACAAACCUUCACCGAAUUCACCUCGGAAACAGCCUGGUCUCUCGGCAACGCCCUGCGCACCCGCAUCCUCUCCCUGCCAUCCAACCAGCGCAAACCCGCCCUAAUCUCCAUCGCGCUAACCGGUGGCGCACCCUUGCACAUCGUCUUCCAAGCCGCCACAGAACGCGGCACAAUCCCCGACAACGAGAACUGGGUGCGGCGCAAACGGAAUACUGUUUUGCGCUGGGGCUUGUCUAGCUGGGCGAUGCGCCAGAAGAUGGUUAGCGGACUAGGCGCUGGUGCGUCGGCGGACCAGAUUGAGGCGGCGUUUGUGAAGAAGUAUGCUGUUGCUAGUGCGAAUGGGGGCGCUGUGGCGGAUGAGUAUGCUAUUCAUGGGGGUGGGUAUCCGGUUAGAGUUAGGGGGGUUGACGGGGUUGUUGGGGUUGUUGUUGUUAGUGGGUUGAAGCAGGAGGAUGAUCAUCAGGUUGUUGCGGAGACUAUUAGGGAGUUUGUUGCGGGGCAGAAGAAUUAG